Mycotypha africana is the source of this 2255-nucleotide messenger RNA. RefSeq names its product TRAPP trafficking subunit Trs65-domain-containing protein. The record is from RefSeq and is a predicted model, not a curated record. Gene Ontology annotation, cellular component: trans-Golgi network; TRAPPII protein complex. Gene Ontology annotation, biological process: intra-Golgi vesicle-mediated transport. NCBI's taxonomy places the organism in Eukaryota, Fungi, Mucoromycota, Mucoromycetes, Mucorales, Mycotyphaceae. The transcript is spliced from 6 exons. The coding region runs from base 45 to 2138 and encodes 697 amino acids.
CUCAACUUUUCUAUAAAACUCCCAUUUUUACCUUAAUCCUCGAAAUGGGCUCUGUAUCUACAGAACUGUUUUUCAAUGAAGCAGAUUUUCGCAUCAUUAUACCCAAUCUAACUACAGACGAAAAGGAGCAAAUAGAAUCUGCGGCCAUCUUAGAAGCCCAACCGCGUCAAUUUGCCUUCUAUGACGAGCAUUUGCAAGUAUAUCUAUUAGCCUGUCUCUCUCAACAAAUCACAGGCACUGGUGAUGAAGUCAAGGAAGCCGUUCACUCUUUUUACAGUCAAUUAGACGUCACCGUAGAUGCCACAUUCGUAGAUAAUGUACCCAACCUUCAAUCGACAGGCUUGUAUAGAUCUAAUUCAGUACCUACUCAGUCACCCAACAUAGGAUCUGCUUCACCAAAGAUUAGUGCCAGUCAACCGCACUACCAACAUCAACGUAGAAGCGUUUUGAACGAUGUAUCAACACCUUUUUUCACUCAGGCACACAAUAGAAAUAGUAAAGAUUCCAUGAUUCUUUUCGAGAACGACAACAACUAUUGCUGUCUUUACCGGAUGCUUAUUCCAAUUGUUUAUGCAAAAGCAAAAUCCACAAAUCCAAGUCUAUCUAUAAAUUAUACUCUUCAAUAUAGACCGCAGUCGACGAAGCGAGCUAGCUGUUUGAUGGAUAACAAAACGACAGAUGAUUCAGAAUAUGAUACAAAUCUAUUCGAAACUAUCAAUUUAUUGAGUGGAUUAGAGGAUGAUCCAGUCUUUUCAAAUCAAAACUAUCCUUUACAGCGCUUUGUUAUAGAUGGUCAACAACGGCCACUCAGUGCAGACUCGUCAUGGGCAUCUGUUCAAAAUUCUAACCUCAAUGCGAAUUCUCCUACAGCUACCAAUCAAUUAUCACUUAAACGGAAUAUUAGAGAGAACUUACCCAUUCGUUCAGGUCUCGUCGUUAAAAUGCGGACAACCAACGCAGCAGUAACUGAUAAAAUGGUAAUGAUGUCUGUCGAGCUGGAAAAUCCUGCUGAUAUAGGUUGCGAAUUUUUAAUUGAUGAAGUAGAUGUGCAGAUAUCUAAUGCAGUUGUUACAACAGCCUUCCAACAAACCGAAGAGCAAAGCAAGUUUCCUAUCUUCCUAAAUAAAUCAGAUUUGAUGGUCUUUGUAUAUAAUAUUACACUAUUAGAAGAUGGUUCGGUUAAGCCACCUACCCAACAACGUAUAUUUCCAUCGCGCCGGUCUUAUCAACAGCAACAGCAACAACCACAACAGCUUCCCAAUGAUGAGAAACCCCGACCUCAAAGAGUCUCUAUACAAGUAGUCGCUUGUCCAAUUAUCGACGGCAAAAAAGCCUUACCAAUGCGAUCAAAAUGGAAUACGAUGCUAGAUGUCUCUGGACGACAUUUUCAUCAACAGCAAAGGCGUGAUCUUGACCCUUUACAGGAAACAAAAUCAUCUAAUUUGACAAGGUCGCAGGAUUUGAACAGUGUUAGCAGUACAAGCCCCGCUAUUUAUUCGCCAGGUGCAAGGUCUAUCGUAGGGAGCCCAGUAGGGCUUGGUAACCAACAUAUGGGUGCAUCUUUGGAAACAGUAUUCGGCUCAAGAAAUCCAUUACCAAACCAGCAACCUAUAGGAGUUAUUCCGGGAUCACCAGCGUCUGUCUCUAAUAAUUCCGAUACCCAAUUGAUGAGGGAAAGGGCGGAUGGUAUCGUCGUAUCAUUCACUGUACCGGACUCUAUUCGAGUGGGUAAAACCUUCCCUUUACACAUAUUUAUUGUCAAUCGAUCAAAGCAUACUCGACGUUUCCAAAUUGUGAUACCCAAUCGUAAGAGACAACCUGCUAAUAUACAAGGCCAUAUUAUGAAGUCAACUUUACCGCCAUUACCUUUGGAGAAGUUACCCAUAGACCCAUAUAUGUCUGAGUCAGGAUUCCUAAAACAGUAUUUCGAAAACGAAACACAUGAAGCAGAUAUUAUCUGUUUAGAGAAUAAUGUGAGAUUAAGUCCACUUGGUCCUUCUACUUCGCAAAGUGUAGAUAUACAAUUUAUUGCUGUCAAAGACAAAUUGCACACAAUUGACUUGAUCCAAUUGGUCGAUCUAGAUACUGGUUUUGUAACCAACCUUCGUCAGGUUUUGGAGGUUUAUGUAGAGCCAUAAAUCAAUAAUUCAAAGUAGAAACGGGGCACUCAGCUGCAUAAUUUUUCUACAUCAUUGAACAAUUAGGCACCUGAUUUUUGUGGUCGCUUGUGUACCUUUUUUUUUUAACUUUGGUUA